AUGCAGAUGAUAAUUGGGAAGAAAGAAGAAAACCCCGGAAGGCGCAGGACGUGCAUGCCAGCAGAUGGUGAGUCACAACAAUCGCGGUUAGUGAAAAGGCGUCGAAGAGAACCUUCUGUACUCCCGGCCUAUGAUGAUAAUCAGAGUCAGCCACAACUUGAUCAAGCUACAGCUACAACUGUCAAGAGGAGUUCGAAAUACCGGGGCGUUAGCAGACAUCGAUGGACUGGCCGGUUUGAGGCUCACUUGUGGGAUAAGCUCUCUUGGAAUGUAACACAGAAGAAGAAAGGCAAACAAAGAGCUUAUGAUGAUGAAGAAGCUGCUGCUAGAGCAUAUGAUUUGGCUGCACUCAAGUAUUGGGGAACAACAACUUUCAGCAAUUUUCCGAUAACAGAUUAUGAGAAGGAGAUUGAGAUUAUGCAAACUGUGUCAAAAGAGGAGUACCUUGCCACUUUAAGAAGAAAGAGCAGUGGAUUUUCAAGAGGAGUAUCCAAGUACAGAGGAGUUGCAAGGCACCAUCACAAUGGAAGAUGGGAAGCUAGGAUAGGCCGUGUUUUCGGAAACAAAUACCUCUAUCUUGGAACUUACAGUACACAAGAAGAGGCUGCACGCGCUUAUGACAUCGCUGCGAUUGAGUACAGAGGGAUCAAUGCCGUGACUAAUUUCGACUUGAGCACUUAUAUCAGAUGGCUAAAACCAGGAGCAGCUGUAAAAAUGGCAGCUCAGGACUCACAAACUGUAAUGGAGCCUCAAAUUGCGCCGUUGACCACAAACUACCUUCAAAGAGAGGAAUCCAAGUCCUCUUUCUUCAACACACAUCCUUACACUGCAGACUACUUGAACUGCAUACAAAAUCAAGAAGUUACACAAAGCAAAGCCCCUGCUGUCAACUCUUGCAACAACAAGUCAUCAUCAACACCCACUGCACUAGGCCUCCUUUUUCGAUCUUCGAUAUUUAGAGAACUCGUCGAGAAGAAUUCGAACGUAUCAGAUGAUCAUUACUCUGCCGGAGAUGACACAAAGGACCAUCAACAUGUUGGCAGUGAUGAAGAGGAGUAUGGUAGGAUCUUUUAUGAUGGACUUAACGAUAUACCGUAUGUCUCCGCGACUGACGGAGAGAGUAGAGAUUUGCAUGAAAGGGAGUUCCAGUUCAUUUUCUGA
Messenger RNA from Tripterygium wilfordii, 1161 nucleotides. Its product is annotated as AP2-like ethylene-responsive transcription factor At1g16060. The record is from RefSeq and is a predicted model, not a curated record. Gene Ontology annotation, molecular function: DNA binding; DNA-binding transcription factor activity. The coding region runs from base 1 to 1161 and encodes 386 amino acids. Gene Ontology annotation, biological process: regulation of DNA-templated transcription. The transcript has 7 exons. NCBI's taxonomy places the organism in Eukaryota, Viridiplantae, Streptophyta, Magnoliopsida, Celastrales, Celastraceae.